ACGUUUGUUGCACUGUCAAGUGUCAAACUUGACGUCUUUUUUAAAUUUGUUUUCAGUUAGAACACCGGUGUUUUUUAGAAUGGAAAACAAGGAAAACAUCCCAACAAAAAAAAUCUUGAGGCAAUUGCCCCCUCUUCAUUAUCCCUCCGGUUUAUUCUAUCAAAGAUUGGAAAGAAUUAAAGCCUGCAAGUGCCUCAAAAGCAACGAAUUGCAAGCAAUACAUCAUCUAGUCGAGUCUCAUGUGCCAAGUUUGCGGCUUAAAACCGCCAUACGCUACGAGAAAACUCUAUCUUCAGUCACAGACAAUGUAAAGUUAUUGUCUUUGGACAAGAGUUAUGUCGCCUCGAGUUGCCCGAACACAGAAAUCAAGAAGAACAUCAGUAGUUUACUCAGCAAAAUUGAAGAAAUGCCGCCUGAAUGGACUUUGGUUCAAAUUACACCACAAUUUACUUGCAAAGCGAACGUGGAAAUAGCCGCAGAUGAACAUCACACAAACCCAUUGUACAUUUCUGUGUUCAACUGUGGUCCAAACCAACCCAAACCGUUUUGUGUCAGUAUUAGUGCACCUCAUGACAGUGUCAAGGGGGCUCCUGUUGAACUAGCCAAAGAAAUGCACUCCAUAUUUGCAGACAACAAAGAACUCUUACUGAAAUCAUCCAAACAAAAGCAUUUUGCUAACGUUUCGCAAAAACAUCAUUACUAUUGCCAGAGAAAGUCAAUUGAUGACAGGCUAGAAAUGGUUGUCAGGGACUUGAGUAACUUGUAUUUGAAAGAGUGGAAGUGUUUGUUUAUGGGAAAAUACAUCAACAGUGAUUUAGAAAACAGAAUACGGAAACGAAUUGAAGAUUUUUUUAGAACAGAAUUUCCGUGGCUUAAAUUGGAUGAGAAAACCAAAGUUAUUGUGCAGUAUUUAAUAAAGAGUUAUUAUUAUUUAAAAAUGACUGAAUUACGGAGCGCUUUACAAUUCCUUUUCCCGGAAAAAAAUGUACAAAGAAGUGUUGGCCAGUUCAUUAGGGACUUGUUGGAGGAAUUUAAGCUUUUCCAAGAGAAACGGCACCCUUUAAUUUUAAUUAUUGAUGAUAGCCUAGACAUUUACCCUUGGGAAAUGAUGGAAAUCUUAUCAGAAACGACAGUUUCGAGACUACCAUCCCUACAUUUGGCUUAUGCCUUAUAUCAAGAGCACAAAGACAGUAUGGAGGGUGGUUUUAAAAUUUUAAAAAAUCCACAAAGUGGCACAUAUCUCAUUAACCCAGACUUAGACUUGGUUAAUAUGCAAAAUCGGAUAGAAAGUUUCUGUGAUUAUUGGUUACCCACAUGGGAGGGGAUUACCGGUGCGAGGCCGACGAGUGAACAGUUUGUAAAACUGCUCUUAUCAGGAGACGUUUUCUCUUAUAACGGACAUGGGAGCGGUUCGCAUUUUUUCUCCGCAACUAACGUUGAGAAGAUUCGGAUAAAUGCUGUUGUUGUCUUGUUCGGUUGUGGCAGCACACGCUUGACGAGGCUAGGGCCCCAAAGUGAAAUGGCCACGGCCUCUCAUGUGUAUUUAAUUGCUUGCAGCCCUUGUACUGUGGGAAUGCUAUGGGAGGUCACAGAUCUGGACACUGAUAUUUUGGCGACUGAAUUUUUGAGUUACUGGAUACCGUGUUCAAAAGUCCAUUGGAAACACCUGGAUAAGGCGAAAUGGAAGAAAGGCGAAAAAGUAAAUUUUUCAAAACAACACUUUGAUCCGCCACCCACUUGCCACACUCACGAGCCAGAGUUGUUGAAAGCCCUAAGUGCCGUAAAAAAAUCAUCAGAGAUAAACUUCUACGCAACCCGAGCGGCAUGUGUGGCACGGGGAAUCCCCGUUAAAAUAGCCACAAAUUAAUUUUUUUAACAUGUUUUAUUAUUCAAGUGUAACUAAAAACAACAACCACUAUAUAUAGUUUGCUCGACCUCACUUAUUUUUUCCUAGUUCAGAUUUCAUUCGUUUUAAAAGCGAGGGCAUGUAUGCAAUUUGUUUAUCAACACAGUUUUUGGCACACGUUUCAAACAGCGCUGUAUAUUUACUAACCUAAAAAACGUAAUAUAUUUUUGCAAGUUUGGCAAA
Tribolium castaneum (red flour beetle) is the source of this 2089-nucleotide messenger RNA. RefSeq names its product Separase (gene Sse). Gene Ontology annotation, biological process: meiotic chromosome separation; proteolysis. Gene Ontology annotation, cellular component: centrosome; nucleus; mitotic spindle. NCBI's taxonomy places the organism in Eukaryota, Metazoa, Arthropoda, Insecta, Coleoptera, Tenebrionidae. Gene Ontology annotation, molecular function: cysteine-type endopeptidase activity. The coding region runs from base 80 to 1867 and encodes 595 amino acids. The transcript has 9 exons. The record is from RefSeq and is a predicted model, not a curated record.